This is a messenger RNA of Rhagoletis zephyria (snowberry fruit fly), 2127 nucleotides long. It is a transcript of the gene Cyp311a1, whose product is annotated as Cytochrome P450 311a1. Gene Ontology annotation, molecular function: iron ion binding; monooxygenase activity; oxidoreductase activity, acting on paired donors, with incorporation or reduction of molecular oxygen. The record is from RefSeq and is a predicted model, not a curated record. Lineage: Eukaryota; Metazoa; Arthropoda; Insecta; Diptera; Tephritidae.
CACACAGUCAGUGAAGUUCAGGGGCGUUAUGGCGGACCCUUCUGUACUGCUGUUCGUGUGGUAAACUUUCAAUUUCAAUUAUUAGAAACCAACUAGAGGUACACGCAUUGGAUGAGCAGCUUGGCCCAUAGCCCUUUCUAGUUAGCUUGUGAGUGACGUACUACUGACUUUAAUUGUUCUUAAUCAAUACCACAGCUUUAUUGCUGAUCAAUGCCGACUAGCGGUCUGAAAAAUAUUUUGCAUGUGUGUCGGUUUUUGUAUCGAUUGAGUAAUCGCAGGUAUAAGAAUCCCCAAGCAGUUAGUCUGACCGAACUAAGCGUAUUGAGCGCACGCAAAUACUGAUUUGAAACGAAACCGGUUGAAUUUGCUCGAAAAAGUAAAAAAAAAUAACUACUGUUAAUUUUGAUUAAAAAAAUAAAAAGAAGCUAAAGUAGUUUUAUAACAGAGAUAAAUCGCUUUGAAAAUAUUCAACAUAAUGCAAUAAAUUUAAAAAUCGUACUGACCUAUUAUACUAACGAAUAGUAGGCAUGUCGCUGGUACUAUUUUUAUUUUUAACUUGUGCUAUCUGCUACUUCAUUCAUGCGAAAUGGAAAGUUUAUGUUGUCGGUAGUCGAAUACCUGGGCCACGCGCCUUGCCAGUGAUCGGCAAUGUACAAAUGUUAAAUAAAUUGAAGCCGGAAUCUUUAUUUCAAAGUGUCGCCGAAUUUCGUGCUCGUUUUGGAGAAACGUAUCGUUUAUGGCUCGGGCCUGAGCUGUGGGUCUUUUUGCAUAGUCCAGAAGAAACGCGUGAAGUUUUGAAUGACCCGACGCUAACAAGACCAGCGGCAUUCCAACAACUAAGCGUCUUGAUAGGCAAUGGACUGCUGAUAAGUCAUGGUAAACACUGGGAAACUCAUCGCCGUGCUCUAAAUCCGGCCUUCCAUCCACAAAUACUAAGCACUUUCACACCAACAAUAGCGCUGCAUGGAGACGAGUUAGUCGAAAAAUUACGCGCCACUAAUGGCCAGCCGAUUGAAGUCAGCGAUAGUCUUUUUGCCUGCAUAUUGGAUGCUAUAAUAGAAACCUCAAUGGGCAAGCAACUGAACGCACUAAUGGAUCCAGACAACCGCUAUACGCACGCCUUUCAUAAAACCAGUGAACUUCUCUUCAAACGCAUGACGAAUCCACUGCUAGCUCUUGACUUCAUAUUUCAACACACGCGAAUGUAUCGCGAAUUGUGCGCAUCACUCGCAGUUAUACACGAGCUAAUGGCUGCGGUGGUAGACGAGCGCACCGAUGCACUGAAAAAACAAGGGAAACUGGCAUCGCAGGUUGAAUCAUUACUGGUCUCACACCCAGAGGAGGCGGGCAUACGCAAGCCGCGUCGCACAUUGUUAGACACGUUACUAAUGACUGAAAUUGAUGGACGAAAGUUAACUCGCGGCGAAAUAUGCGAUGAAGUGAACACGUUUGUCUUUGCAGGUGUUGACACGACCACAGCGGCAAUGUGUUUUGUGCUAUACAGCCUUGGUAAAUAUCCGGCGGAACAGCAAAAACUCUUAGCGGAAAUACGAGAACACUCUUUGGAAGAUGCUGAAUUAACGGCUGAGUCCCUAAUUCGUCUGGAGUAUUUGGAUCUUUUUCUCAAAGAGGUGCUCCGUUACUACACCACUGUGCCACUUACAGGCCGUCAAACCACUACGGAAACUGUUAUCGGUGGCCGUCACUACUGUGCUGGCGUAACACUCUGGAUUAAUAUAUAUGGACUGGCGCAUGAUGAGCGUUACUUUCAUGCGCCGGAAGAGUUUCGACCCAUGCGCUUUGGGCGCGAACAAAACGAACAAGUGCCACCUUAUGUUCAUGUACCAUUUUCAGGAGGACCACACAUUUGUAUAGGACGAAAGUAUGCAUUGCUGAUAAUGAAAAUAUUAACCGUACAGAUUUUACGCACAUUCGAUGUGCAACUGCACAAGCCACAGGAAGAAUUGGUGCUGCAGGCGCAAAUGGUGCUGAAGUCUCUACAAGGGUUUAAUUUGAUGUUUGAACCUAGAGCGAGGAAAGGCUGAGUGUACAUUUUGUAUAUCUAAAAAGUAACUACAUAUGUACAUACAUACAUUUGUAUAAUUCCUUUAUAAAGUAAUAAUGAAU